This is a messenger RNA of Sarcophilus harrisii (Tasmanian devil), 4153 nucleotides long. RefSeq names its product angiopoietin 1 (gene ANGPT1). Gene Ontology annotation, biological process: Tie signaling pathway; angiogenesis. The transcript has 9 exons. The record is from RefSeq and is a predicted model, not a curated record. Bases 237 to 1733 code for a protein of 498 amino acids. NCBI's taxonomy places the organism in Eukaryota, Metazoa, Chordata, Mammalia, Dasyuromorphia, Dasyuridae. Gene Ontology annotation, molecular function: receptor tyrosine kinase binding.
UUUUUUUUUUUUUAGCUAAAGCUACCAAAUGAAUCGUUUUCUAGGACUCUUCUUCUAGGGCUGACUUAAAAAACAAACAAAAAAAAACAACCAAAAACAACCAAAAACUUUUUUUUUUUUUAACGUGCAAUAAAAAACUUACUGAUUAAAGGACGAAGGAAAAAGUGACAGGGGAAUAGGUUAAAAAAAAAAAAAAAAAAAGUUGUACAGAGGCAGACCAGAAAGGUGCUGAUACCAUGACAGUUUUCCUUUCCUUUGCUUUCCUGGCUGCUAUUCUAACUCAUAUAGGGUGCAGUAAUCAAAGGCGAAGCCCCGACAGCAGCGGGCGAAGAUACAAUCGGAUUCAGCACGGACAGUGCUCCUACACCUUCAUUCUGCCUGAACAGGACACCAACUGCCGGGAGAGCACCACAGAUCAGUACAACACAAACGCGCUGCAGAGAGAUGCUCCUCUCAUGGAACCGGAUUUCUCUUCCCAGAAACUGCAACAUCUGGAACAUGUGAUGGAAAACUAUACUCAGUGGUUGCAAAAACUUGAAAAUUACAUUGUGGAAAAUAUGAAGUCGGAGAUGGCUCAACUACAGCAGAAUGCUGUUCAGAACCAUACGGCCACCAUGCUUGAGAUAGGAACCAGCCUUCUUAGUCAGACAGCAGAGCAGACAAGAAAACUUACAGAUGUUGAGACGCAGGUUCUAAACCAAACAUCUCGACUUGAAAUUCAACUGCUGGAGAAUUCAUUAUCAACUUACAAGCUAGAGAAACAACUGCUUCAACAGACACAUGAAAUCCUAAAAAUUCACGAGAAAAACAGUCUAUUAGAGCAUAAAAUUCUAGAAAUGGAAGAAAGACACAAAGAAGAGUUGGACACUUUAAAGGAAGAGAAGGAGAACUUGCAAAGCCUGGUUACUCGUCAGACAUAUAUAAUCCAGGAAUUGGAGAAACAGUUAAACAGGGCAACCAGUAACAACAGUGUCCUUCAAAAACAACAGCUGGAGUUGAUGGACACAGUUCACAACCUCGUCAAUCUUUGUACUAAAGAAGGUGUUUUACUUAAGAGUGCAAAAAGAGAGGAGGACAAACCAUUUAGAGACUGUGCAGAUGUGUAUCAAGCUGGUUUUAAUAAAAGUGGAAUCUACACUAUUUAUAUUAAUAACGUGCCAGAGCCCAAAAAGGUAUUUUGCAAUAUGGAGCUUACAGGAGGAGGAUGGACAGUAAUACAACAUCGUGAAGAUGGGAGUCUGGAUUUUCAAAGAGGUUGGAAAGAAUAUAAAAUGGGUUUUGGUAAUCCAUCUGGUGAAUACUGGCUGGGAAAUGAGUUUAUCUUUGCAAUUACCAGUCAGAGGCAAUAUUCUCUAAGAAUUGAGUUAAUGGACUGGGAAGGAAACCGGGCAUAUUCACUGUAUGACAGAUUUCACAUAGGCAAUGAAAAACAAAAUUAUAGGUUGUAUUUAAAGGGCCACAGUGGGACAGCAGGAAAACAGAGUAGUCUGAUCUUACAUGGUGCUGAUUUUAGCACAAAAGAUGCUGAUAAUGACAACUGUAUGUGCAAAUGUGCCAUCAUGCUAACAGGAGGCUGGUGGUUUGAUGCCUGUGGCCCAUCCAAUCUCAAUGGGAUGUUCUAUACAGCUGGGCAGAAUCAUGGAAAGCUGAAUGGAAUCAAAUGGCAUUACUUCAAAGGCCCCAGCUAUUCCUUACGAUCCACAACAAUGAUGAUCCGACCCUCUGACUUCUGAAAGCACCCCAUCAAAAGCCAUUUGAAGUCAAGGAACAGAUACAUUGAGCUAAACUACUACCAGAAGAGACUUCUUGUGCUAGCAGCCAGAAGCAAAUAGUCUCAACUUCCCUCCACCUGCGUAGUAGUAACAUGGAAGCACAGUUUUUCCUUUCUUUUGGUUUCAAGGCCUGAUAAAAUUCACCAAAGUCUCCCCUUGAGCUUCUGAGCCUAGAUUUUUUGGGGAGCUAAAAGGAGUGUGCUUCACCCUUCCACUUGACAAAAAACAAAAAGAAAUGAGUUGACUUUCUGGGUUUCAUCUGCUACAUCUGGAGCUCACCUUGAAAUCCUGAGGACCAGAUCGCCAAUGCAUUUUCUUUCAUUGGAAAAAGGCCAAUUAAAAAGAAGAGUAUUGAUUUCAGGAAUCAAACAACAAAAAUCAACUCACCAUUAUCCCUCCGGGGAAAAAUAAAUGUAUUUCACCCAUCAAGUGGCAUUGCAUCUAUGCAAAGUAUGACAAAGAAAGCUUUGGUUCUUGCACAGCUUAAAUGAAUGUCCAGGAGAAAUAUUCAGAUCUUUGUUUUCUGAAUGGAUUCAAUGUAGAUGGAUGGAUUCUGCAGCCAGAAUCACUUAUCACACUUAAUAGUUAUUCUUAGUUAAAACAUCUUCAAAUGUUAAAUUUACUUCACCUGGGGAAACACAAUAAAUGAACAAUGUUAACAGUAGUAGAUGGAAAAUCUUCAAUUCUUUCUGCUUUUAGGGGAAAGUCCACUGUUAAUAGGCAUGAUCUUCCAACUAGGAUUGUUAAUAUGAGAAGCAAAUUUGUUUUCCUGUUGUUGCUGUUUUUUCCUCUCUCUAGUGUUGAAGCUUUUGUCCAUAUUAAAAGAAGACUGAAUUUCUUAUUGGAAAAGCCAGAGGAAAGUUUAAAGUAUGUGAACUUUACCAUGGAGAAUUGUUAUUUUGCAAAUUUAAUGAUGGCAUCUACUCUUUUUCAUUUGACAGUAUAUGAAAAAGCAGCAUUUGUGUGUGUAUUAAACAUAGUUUAACUGGAGCAGCUCAUUUUAUCAUAUUUUUUUUUGCAUGUGCACUCUUAAAAGUGUUACUUCAUUAUGUUAAAACAUUUUCCUGAUCUCCAAUGCUUCACUGCAGAUAAAAGUUUUGCAUUAACUGAAAGAAGUUUACAAAGUCACCUUUUCCCACCUUUCUAUGAGAAAACCACUUUUUAGUCUAAGACAAAUAAAAGAAUAAAUAUUGUUAUGAAAUGUAUAUAUAGUAUGUUUAUAUUCAUGGUAAAAAGUACAUAACACGUAACUUGGCCAUGCCAUUUUCAGAUAAAUUAAUGAAAAUAAACAUCUAUUUGCAAAAAAUAUUAGCUGUUCCUUAAGAUGCAAUGAAUCUGCAUUUGGUUUUCCAGUAAUGUCUCUGCCAUAUGAAGCCAUCUCUGACAUAUUAAAAAGCAUUAUUUUGUGAAAAGAAUCUUCAUAUGCUGUGUACACACAAACAUACAUCUAUAUAUAUAUAUAAGAGAUAAAGGGGAAUAGAAAAACAUAUCCACACAUAUAAACAUAGGGGCAGGAUGGUGACAGAAACACAUAGAUCAACAUACAUGGGUGUGGGAUGGGAAGAGAAUAGAAUACAUUCUUGAAGGAAGUUGUACCUUUGUUGGAAAAAGUCACACAGUUAAUCAACCCAAAGACUAUAAUUUCUAUUGUAAAUAAACUUGGUUAAAAUAUUCCUGAUAGAUCUCCCAUGUUGAAGUUACUUUCAUCCAAUUCGUACUUACAUGAAUCAAGAAAAAUGAAUGUGUGGUAAGGAGCUUUUCUUCUCAAAGUUGAUAUGUUAUUUUUCUCAAAGGACCCCAAAUGAUCCAGUUUUGAGUUUAAGGAGAUGGAAUUUUACUCACUGACUCAUCUUGCCUUAGCAGAUUUUUUCCACUCAGAAGAAACAAAGUUGCAACAUUUUGAAACAUUUUUUUUUUCUAUUCAUGUAUGAUGCCACUGGUUUUAUGUGAGAGUUGAAUCAAUGUUUGUCAAAGGGCAGGUUUUAUUUUAAUGUAUCCAGGGACAGCUCCAAAACCAUGCUGUCUAAUGACUUUGAUUGGUUGCGGUUUACAGAUUAUAUUACUUAGCUUUCCUAUGUUUUGUGGUUACUUCACACUUCUUCCAUCACACUUUCUAGAAAUCUUUGAUAGUCUUCAUUUUUGUGAAACAGGAUGGGAGUGGAGAAAAGCCUGUGGGUUUGCUUUCCCUGUGUUUCUAAUGAAUAUGUGAGUGUAUAUGUGUGUUUUGUGAAUGUGUGUGUAUGCAUGUGUGUAUGUAUUCAUGCCAUGAAUAAAAUAUAGCAUCCCCCCAACUCGCUGCAAAAACAAAACAAGAGUUUAUCUGGGUUUGAAAAUGGAAUAUGGUUUUUCAUUUUUCAUAAUAAAAACAUUUUUAAAUGGUC